This is a messenger RNA of Pseudovirgaria hyperparasitica, 2604 nucleotides long. RefSeq lists its product as uncharacterized. Gene Ontology annotation, biological process: regulation of transcription by RNA polymerase II. Lineage: Eukaryota; Fungi; Ascomycota; Dothideomycetes; Acrospermales; Acrospermaceae. Gene Ontology annotation, molecular function: DNA-binding transcription factor activity, RNA polymerase II-specific; RNA polymerase II cis-regulatory region sequence-specific DNA binding. Bases 254 to 2503 code for a protein of 749 amino acids. The record is from RefSeq and is a predicted model, not a curated record. The transcript has 2 exons.
CGUCUCAGCCUCGCCCCUUCUCUCGACCUUCACUCGUCCAUGUCCGACAACAUCAUAACAAUUACUUCCGACUGCUCUGCUACAUACUCCUAUCCACCGGCCGCUCGCGGCUUCCUCAACACCCCCGAACACUGAACUUAUACACCUUUCCCGCUUGGAUCCGCUUUCUCUGUUUAAAGAGGGUGGUACCCAACCAGACUGUCCAACUAUAGACGACCGCUCACGCCCUUCUACUACGGAGACAUAGGCCACCAUGUCUACAUUCCAGGCCGUUAAUACCACAACACAUACGGUGCCCAAAUCUCCGCUUCAUAUUGCUGCCGGAGAAACCACUCCGACUACCCCUCGUCCUGGUCACUUCUUUCCAAAGGAGAGGCCUGUUUCGGAGAUGACACCUGAUGAAUCGACUGUCAAGACACCGACUCGCGAUAGCUUUGGUGGUUUGGCUAGCCAACGCCCACUGCCUACAGAACCACUUGUCGCUCAGAAAGAUCGUUCCAUGAGUCCAAGUAAAGGAAGAGUCGAGCCGAAACGCACAAACUCACACCAAUCUGCAAAGUCUGCGCAGUCUGAAGAUAUUGAGAUGGGUGGCGAGGAUGAGGACGGGGUGUCAGAUGAUGAAAGCGACCCUAGUGAUGGAAACAAGGCAUCGCGAAAGAAGAAGAGCCAGAAGUUCUACUGUAAAGACUUCCCUCCGUGUCAGCUCAGUUUCACCAGGAGUGAGCACCUCGCUCGACACAUCCGAAAACAUACUGGGGAGCGACCGUUCCAAUGUCAUUGUUCGAGACGAUUUUCACGGCUUGACAACCUACGACAGCAUGCACAAACCGUACACGUCAACGAAGAUAUCCCGAACGACUCUCUCGCUGCCACUGGUACACGCUUUCAACGUCAAGUUAGGACUGAUCGAGUGAGACCUGCUCAUAAUCGCUCGCGCGCGUCCACCAUGGGGAGUCAAGGGGGUCACAGCCGGGGACACAUCAGGAACCUCUCAACUUCGAGUAUCGCAUCGACUGCUUCUAGCAUAAGUACGAUAAGUAACCGCGAUGACUCUUUUGGACGAAGAAGACCUCCGCCGUUGGCCAUGGCAAAUGAUGCGACAGCGAGAGCGAGACUUUCUUUGGACACGUUUAACCCACCUCUUAUGGGCAGCCCAGGUCCGACGUUCCAGACCUAUGGCAACCAGUCUCCCAGUACGAUGGGAACGCCUAGUUCGGCCACAUAUUCGAAUGAGAGUCCAAGAUUCUCGUCGAGUGCUGCUUCACCUGCUGUGACGAAUGCAAGACCUCUGACGUGGGCUGGCACUCCUCCGAGUCACCAUGCCAGGCGCCUUUCUGUUCCGACCGGUGUGAAUCCAUUCCAGGGACCACCAGCGGGGAGUCAAUAUCCACCUCCCUACAUUAGUCCUUUGCCAUCUUCUACGUCAUCGUCAUUCAUACACACUUCCAGCCAGGUUACAAGCCCUACGAGCUCGGUCUUCUCAGACCGUAGAGAUUCAAAUGCAAGCGAACAAGACUGGAGAAGACGUACUUGGCACCCAAGUACAAUGAAUCAAGCCCAAACCAGACCUGGCACUAGUGGCCUGAGCUAUUCUCAAACACCAGAGGCUUCUCAAUCGUCUGGACCUAUCCAGCCUGGUGGUGCCGUUCAGACCACAAGGCUGCCUGGCAUUGAGAGCUUCGACCACGCACCGCCUUCAUUGAUACCGCGUCGCCAACCCAGUCCAAUGGAAGUCGAUGCACCAGGUCGCAGUCUCGCGCCCCCCUUCGAUCCAUCGAGGCGCCGUCCAGAGGAACGUCGGAAUCACCAUUCCGUCGAUCUUUCAAUACAACGAGGCAUCCGUGGUCUGAAUAUAGCAAAUGCACCUACAUCUCAUGGCUGGCAUGAGUCUAAUUCUUACCCGAGACCAGCUGCUGGACCAAGACCGACGACUGCUCCUCAUUCCGGCUUCGUUCCACAUCCUAUCCAUGCCGCGCCUCCUCCUCCAAUGCCUCCUCAUAACACCUAUCGAGAACCAGAAUCAAGACCAGGUGACCCUCCGGCGACUCCUAAACGGCUGAAGCGUCAAGGCUGGUACAACGGACCCAUACCAUCUCAAGCACCCCCACCAGCAUAUCUUCCACAGCGCCCCUCUCCAGAAGGCUCAAGUAGUAGUGAAGGUGUUCCUACUCCUUCUACAACUACCCUCGCUGAGUAUCACCCGGCGAUUGUUCAUAGUAGCGGGUACAUUGAGUCUUACCCCCAAGCAGCCCACCUGGAGGAUCAGAGGAAAAGCAUGCAUUCUUACGGCUCAGAUCGGCCUACUCUAGCCCCCGCAUUCAAUCACCCACCCACUGCACAUUCUACACCGCUUCCAUCACGAUCUGAGGCACCUCCAAUGCAGACUGGCUUGGGAAUGGCACAGCCCGACCAGCAUCCGUCCACCGACUUGCGCCGACUGGAGGCUCUAGUGGCAGUCGCUACUGGGGACCAAUCCACUACAGCCAUCAAGAGGCAGCAUUGACUGACUAGACCUUGCGAUACAUUAUAUGCCUCAACCUGACCGAUCGCUCACUUUCCUCCACCAAAUAUCAAAUGCUAACGAUCAUUUCUGUAUACGGAUGA